Messenger RNA from Morus notabilis, 2572 nucleotides. RefSeq names its product FT-interacting protein 1. The annotation marks the transcript as partial. The transcript has a single exon. The record is from RefSeq and is a predicted model, not a curated record. Lineage: Eukaryota; Viridiplantae; Streptophyta; Magnoliopsida; Rosales; Moraceae.
AAAGCAGAGGCGAGACACACUUUUCACCACCUUCCCAAUCCAAACCACCACCAAAAUCAUCAUGAUCAUCAUGAUCAUCACCAUCAUGUUUCUUCUUCUCCGAUAGUGCAUCACAACGCAGAGAAAUACGGCGUGGAGGAGAUGAAAACCGAGGCGCAUCCCGCAAAAUUGGUGAGAAUGCACUCUGCUUCAGCGGCACAGCCGGUUGACUAUGCACUUAAGGAAACUAGCCCUUUCCUCGGAGGCGGGAGGGUGGUUGGCGGGCGGGUAAUUCGUGGAGACAAGACCGCGAGUACUUAUGAUCUCGUCGAGCGGAUGUAUUUCCUCUAUGUAAGGGUAGUCAAGGCUCGCGAUCUUCCUGCAAUGGAUGUCACUGGGAGUCUUGAUCCGUUUGUGGAAGUGAAGAUCGGAAACUAUAAGGGAAUCACCAAGCAUUUUGAGCACAGGCAGAACCCUGAAUGGAACCAGGUUUUCGCGUUCUCGAAAGAUCGAAUGCAGGCUUCUGUGCUUGAAGUUGUGAUCAAGGAUAAAGAUCUUGUUAAGGAUGAUUUUGUGGGGAUUGUGAGGUUUGACAUUAACGAAAUUCCUCUCAGAGUUCCACCGGAUAGUCCUUUAGCCCCUGAGUGGUACAGGCUUGAGGACAAGAAGGGGGAGAAGAUCAAAGGCGAGCUAAUGCUCGCGGUGUGGAUUGGAACACAAGCUGAUGAGGCCUUCUCCGACGCGUGGCACUCCGAUGCAGCCACCCCCGUCGACUCCACCGCCGCCAUCUCCGCUGUUAUCCGCUCAAAAGUCUACCACUCUCCCCGAUUAUGGUACGUCCGUGUCAAUGUAAUUGAAGCGCAGGAUUUAGUCCCAACGGAGAAAAACCGCUUCCCGGACGCUUAUGUCAAGGUCCAAAUAGGCCACCAAGUGUUGAAAACAAAACCAGUGCAAGCCCGAACACUUAAUGCCCUUUGGAAUGAAGAUCUUCUCUUCGUCGCCGCCGAGCCUUUCGAGGAUCAUUUAGUGCUCACCGUUGAAGAUCGGGUUGGACCGGGGAAAGAUGAGAUCAUAGGAAGAGUGAUAAUCCCAUUAAACAUUGUGGACAGAAGAGCUGAUGACCGGAUGAUCCACUCUCGGUGGUACAACUUGGAAAAGCCGGUGGUCUUCGACGUCGAUCAGCUGAAGAAGGAGAAAUUCUCGAGCAGAAUUCACCUCAGAGUUUGUCUCGAUGGAGGAUAUCAUGUCCUUGACGAGUCGACUCACUACAGCAGCGAUCUUCGUCCCACUGCUAAGCAGCUAUGGAAGCCGUCGAUCGGGGUUUUGGAACUCGGAAUUCUCAACGCCAUCGGGCUUCAUCCGAUGAAAACCCGCGACGGCAGAGGGACUUCCGACACCUACUGUGUGGCGAAGUACGGCCAGAAGUGGGUCAGAACAAGAACUCUGGUCGAUAACUUGUCUCCCAAGUAUAACGAGCAGUACACCUGGGAAGUCUUCGACCCCGCAACUGUUUUAACCGUCUGCGUGUUCGACAACAGCCAGAUUGGCGAAAAGGGUUCCGGCUCCAACAAAGAUCUGAAAAUCGGUAAGGUUCGGAUUCGAAUUUCGACGCUCGAAACGGGGAGAAUCUACACGCAUUCGUAUCCCCUGCUUGUUCUUCACCCAACUGGGGUGAAAAAGAUGGGAGAAUUGCAUUUGGCGAUAAGAUUUUCAUGCACGUCGUUUGCGAACAUGUUGUACACAUACUCAAAGCCUCUGCUUCCCAAGAUGCACUACGUCAGGCCUUUCAGCGUUAUGCAGCUCGACAUGCUCCGCCACCAGGCGGUUAACAUCGUCGCGGCGAGGCUCAGCCGGGCGGAGCCGCCGCUGAGAAAGGAGGUGGUGGAGUACAUGUCGGACGUGGAUUCCCAUCUCUGGAGCAUGAGGCGGAGCAAGGCGAACUUCUUUCGCCUCAUGACUGUCUUUUCAGGGCUUUUCGCGGUCGGAAAAUGGUUCGGUGACAUAUGCAUGUGGAGGAAUCCUUUUACCACGAUUCUCGUCCACAUUCUCUUCCUCAUGUUGGUUUGUUUCCCGGAGCUAAUUUUACCGACGGUUUUUCUCUAUAUGUUCCUAAUAGGAGUGUGGAAUUACCGGUACCGUCCCAGGUAUCCUCCCCACAUGAACACAAGGAUUUCUCAGGCGGAGGCGGUUCACCCCGACGAGAUGGAUGAGGAAUUCGAUACUUUUCCGACGAGUCGGAACCCGGACAUUGUCAGGAUGAGGUACGACCGGUUGAGAAGCGUCGCCGGGAGGAUUCAAACAGUGGUCGGCGACGUGGCAACGCAGGGGGAGAGGGUUCAGGCGCUGCUGAGCUGGAGAGAUCCGAGGGCUACUGCCAUGUUUAUUACGUUUUGCCUUGUUGCUGCUUUGGUGUUGUAUGUGACGCCGUUUCAGGUGGUGGCAGCCUUGAUGGGGUUCUAUGUUAUGAGGCAUCCGAGGUUCCGCCACCGCCUGCCGCCCGUUCCCGUCAACUUCUUCCGCCGUCUGCCCUCUAGGACUGAUAGUAUGUUGUAAAUGUUGGUGGGAUUCUGUUUUGUCGAUCUUGUUUGUAAGG